GCUAUCCGAUAACUUCGUCAACAAAUCGUGACGUCACUUCUGGUCAGUUCAGGCGGGCUGCUUAAAACCAGAAGCUGGUUAUUCCUUCGUCGCCGCACAAAAUUAGUAUAAUUUUCUAAAUUACUGUACUGGGGAAUUUAAGUAAAAUCUUUUCUUCGUCGGUGAAAUGUUAGACUUUUAAUCCGAAUCAGUUUCGUUCCAUAGUACGUGUUAGCUUAAUGUAAUCGAAGGAUAAAGUAGCGGCUAACUCGCCGUUGAUGUGCAUAGCAGUGAUCGUUGAUAAAGGUUAUUAUUUGGAGUAAAUCUUCUAAAGGGAUGGAGCGGCCGUCGAGAAAAGCGAAAGUUGUGAAUUAUUGUGAAGCCAAGGAUUUUGAGGAUGAUGAAGAUUUUGCCUCGGUGAAAGCACCACCGCACAAAAAACCCAAGGAAGAAGUGAAACAACAACAACAGAGGAAAUCUUCAAGUCAAGAAAUAGUCUCUGAGUCGUCACAGAAAGAAAAAAUCAGAAAACCGCUGGAUGAAAAACUUUAUGAACGAGAUCUGGAGGCGGCCAUCACACUUUCUUUGCUCAACAAAACAGACAGACUGAAGGAGUCGUCUUCUAAAGAUGAAAAGAUUCAAACCCCCAUCGAUGAAAAUACAGAUCCGGCUUCUUUGCACUUUUCUAACUGCAGUGUAGAUGGAGCCGUUAUGGGCUUAGACGUAAUCUCGUCAGAGAUUAGAUCAUCCGCCUCGAAGAAGACUUCAUCUAAAACCGCAGAAAUUAUAAAAAUUAAAGAUGACGACGACGACUAUCAACCCAAACUCACACCCGAUUCAGAAAGUGAUGAAGAUUUCAGUGAGCCAGCUGAGAGUGAGGAGGAAGAAUUUACAGUUAAGAAAUCCAAAAAGAAGGACAAAGUCUCCACAAAAGUUAGAACCAAAUCAGCGGCGUCUUCUAAAAAGGACAAACAACCGUCAAAACCAUCAAAGAUGAAGCCUGAAGCUGCUUCCAAACCAGUAAAAAGUCCUCCACCUUCCAAACCCACACCUACGAGACCUCCUCCCUCAAAGCCUGCAUCCUCUUUGAGCCCGGCGGCAGGGAGAGUCCCCAAGUGGAACCCACCCGCUCAGAUUGGUAAAAGCGCCUCAUCGUCACACAGUCCACCGGUGAAGUCGCCCAGCCAGGGGCUGCGACUCGGACUGUCCCGUCUGGUCCGGGUCAAGCCGCUCCAUCCCAGCGUCGCAAGUCACUAGCGCCUCAUGGAGCACCAGGAACGGACGAUUUUCAGAGAAGAUCAUAAAAUUAAUUCUGGUCUCCCGGUUAUUUAUGACACAAGUCUAAAACUUGAACUCAAAUUUCCACCUUAAAAGCAUCACAAAGUCUACACAUUCUGGUCUUUGUUAGUAAAUCUUUUAUUCUUUGUGUGAGUUUGAGAAAACUGUUUGUGAGGAAACUAAACCGUUUCUCUUUUUAAUUCAAAUGCUUUAUUUUCUGACAUUUUCAUAGCCUUAUCAAUUCUUUUGUUUUUUUCUUUUUACUUGUUCUGCAAACUUUGUAUAUUAUGUACAUAAAACUCAAAUAAAACUAGAAAAGUUGCAUUA
Molecule: messenger RNA, 1584 nt
Organism: Oryzias melastigma (Indian medaka)
Lineage: Eukaryota; Metazoa; Chordata; Actinopteri; Beloniformes; Adrianichthyidae
Gene: rad51ap1
Product: RAD51 associated protein 1
Exons: 9
Coding region: 316-1236 (306 amino acids)
Biological process (GO): interstrand cross-link repair; double-strand break repair via homologous recombination
Molecular function (GO): double-stranded DNA binding; single-stranded DNA binding
Source: RefSeq, a predicted model, not a curated record